UAUGGCGACGGCGGGGCUGGCAAAGGAGGGGCAAUCCAUCGGCGCAUUGCAUGGGAUGGGAUAGGGCCAUGUCAGAGCACAAGCAGCAGCGCGUCAGUGCAUUUUGUAUGAGAAGACGAGACGAGGAGGAGGAGGGGCAAUGGUGAUGACGACGGAAGGGAUUCACACGCCCUCCCCCGGCCCGUUUUUUUUGUGCUGCGUGUGUGUUUUUAUUUACGGUAUUAUACAUGUGCAUUGAGGGGGAUGGACGGACGGGUUUUGGGAGCUCUCUGGGCGAAGGGCAACUAGACGCGGCACGUACAGCGGGUGAGCGGGAUUGUUGACGUUGGAUGUCGCCGUUUGCCUUGUUGAGAUUGCACACGGUCCAUCGUCGAGUAAUACAGAAUGGUAACACGUCCACGCAGCAAGGCCCAGACCCGUUUGAUUGCCAACAGGAGACUGGCAGAGAGAGGCAGAGAGUCCACCGAAAGAUACGGAGCCCAUGCCGGCUGGCUGGCUGGCUGGCUUGCUCCUUGACGCUGCUGCCAAUGCCACUGAGAAUUAUACAAGCAGCCGCCUUAGCUUCACUUCAUCCAGAUUGUUAUGUGCCUCACACCCUCUCACACCCUCCCCUCCCUCGGCCGAUCCGUUUGCUCUCUGGUCCUGGUUGCGAGCUAGGUAGCUUGCUCCCUCAUCUGUCUCAUUCACAUACCCCCCCGUCCGGCGCAAAGCUCCACUCCUCACCUCUUUCUCCCCCCCUCGCCUGGGCUGAGGCGCCGCUGGGACGAGACGACAAGACACGGGAGCAACGGAGUGGUCAAGGGUGACGGAGUGGCCAAGGGUGACGAGGUGACGGGGUGACGGGGUGACGGGAGAACAGCGGGCGAUUGGCCUUGGCUGAUAAUCCGGCCGUGGAAAUGAAAUAUGUACUUCUUCUCCCCUCCUCC
Messenger RNA from Ilyonectria robusta, 926 nucleotides. RefSeq lists its product as uncharacterized. The record is from RefSeq and is a predicted model, not a curated record. The transcript has a single exon. NCBI's taxonomy places the organism in Eukaryota, Fungi, Ascomycota, Sordariomycetes, Hypocreales, Nectriaceae. Bases 330 to 806 code for a protein of 158 amino acids.